AUGGCUCUGGCUAACCUCACAUCCCACCCAGAGAUCUUCCUCCUUGGUUUGAUGGAUGACACAGACAGCCACCCACUGCUGUUCCUAUUCUUCCUUAGUGUUUACCUGCUCAAUGCCCUGGGCAACCUGAGCAUGGUCAUGCUGGUGAGGUUCAACAGGGCUCUGUGCUCCCCCAUGUAUUAUUUCUUGGGUCACCUGAGCCUGGUGGAUGUCUGCUUUACCACGGUUACUGUCCCUCAACUGCUGGCCAGCCUGCUCCACCCUGGCCAGGCCAUGUCCUUCCAGGCCUGCUUUGCACAGAUGUACUUCUUUGUGGCCCUGGGCAUCACUGAAAGCUAUCUCCUUGCAGCCAUGUCCUAUGACCGUGCAGUGGCAGUCUGCAGGCCAUUGCACUACAGUGGGGUCAUGACGCCCUGGCUUUGUGCUUGGCUGGUCGUGGCAUCCUGGAUCGUGGCCAACCUGCACUCGUUGCUCCACACACUGCUCAUCUCUGCACUCUCCUACCCCCGCUAUGCUCCAGUGCCCCACUUUUUUUGUGACAUGAUGGUGAUGCUCAGCUUGGCGACUUCAGACACAUCCUCUGAGGAGAAUGCAAUCUUCUCUGAGGGCCUCACAGUGGUGCUGAUCCCGCUGCUCCUUGUGUCCCUCUCUUAUGCACACAUCCUGGUGUCAGUGCUAGGAGUGAGAUCAGCGAGUGGCCGAUGCCGAGCCUUCUCUACCUGCGGGACUCACCUGGUGGUGGUAUCACUUUUCUUUGGCUCUGUCCUCUCUGUCUAUUUCCGGCCAUCUUCUGCCUACUCAGCCAGCUAUGACCGUUUUGCUAGCGUGGUCUAUGCAGUGGUCACACCGACCUUGAACCCUUUCAUCUACAGCCUUAAAAACAAAGAGGUAAAGGGUGCUCUAAAGAGGGGGUUUAGAUGCAGAGCUGUACCCAAAGCUGUGUAA
Molecule: messenger RNA, 945 nt
Organism: Castor canadensis (American beaver)
Lineage: Eukaryota; Metazoa; Chordata; Mammalia; Rodentia; Castoridae
Product: olfactory receptor 1f45-like
Biological process (GO): G protein-coupled receptor signaling pathway
Cellular component (GO): membrane
Molecular function (GO): olfactory receptor activity; G protein-coupled receptor activity
Source: RefSeq, a predicted model, not a curated record